Molecule: messenger RNA, 1806 nt
Organism: Coregonus clupeaformis (lake whitefish)
Lineage: Eukaryota; Metazoa; Chordata; Actinopteri; Salmoniformes; Salmonidae
Product: partitioning defective 6 homolog gamma-like
Exons: 3
Coding region: 190-1515 (441 amino acids)
Biological process (GO): centrosome cycle; regulation of cellular localization; establishment or maintenance of cell polarity
Cellular component (GO): nucleus; cell cortex; apical plasma membrane
Molecular function (GO): protein kinase C binding
Source: RefSeq, a predicted model, not a curated record
UCAGGGGGAACGACAGUCUUUUGAUGUGACAGAAGAAAGCAGCAACUCCUCCCGCAGAAGUACAGGAAAACGGCUUUGUAUGAAGAAGCGCAACUUUACGCACAGGCAGACAGUGGAUUGAACGAAACCCACAGUAGUAGUCUACAACCCACACAGACAGAAGCCAGUGGGGCUCUGAAGAAUAAGAAAAUGAAUCGGAGCUUAAGUAAAUCGCAGUCUUCUUUGCAGUAUUGUGCGACAGUGGAAGUGAAAAGCAAAUAUGGAGCAGAGUUCAGAAGGUUUUCCCUUAACCGCUCCAACCCUGGAAAGUUCCAAGAUUUCUACAAGCUCCUCCUGCGCCUGCACCAUCUAACCAGCAUUGAUGUCAUGAUUGGCUAUGCAGAUAUCCAGGGAGAGCUACUACCCAUCAAUAACGAUGACAACUUCUGCAAGGCCGUGUCCACUGCUCCCACCUUGCUGCGGAUCUUCAUACAAAGACAAGAGGAAGUGGACUACAACAACUUCUGCCCUAAUGCCACUGUGACACGCCGGAGGAAGGUGCCAGUGAUCCCUCUCCCACGCGGCAACAUGAACCGCAAAAGGCCCACGGUCCACAUCAGCAGGCCGCAGGACUUCCGUCCCAUCUCGUCCAUUAUUGACACAGACUUCCUGCCCGCAUCUCAGCGCCGGGUACGACUGUACCGCCAGGGCUCAGAGAAGCCCCUGGGGUUCUAUAUCCGGGAUGGGACCACUGUGAGGGUGACUCCCCACGGCCUGGAGAAGGUCCCCGGGAUCUUCAUCUCACGGCUGGUCCCUGGAGGCCUGGCUGAGAGCACAGGGCUGCUGGCCAUCAACGACCAGGUGCUUGAGGUGAAUGGGAUCGAGGUGAUGGGCAAGGUGUUAGACCAGGUGACAGACAUGAUGAUCGCAAACAGUCACAAUCUUAUCAUCACGGUGAAGCCGGUGAACCAGCGUAAUAACAUAGUGCGUGCCGGCAGCUGGAUGUCGGGGAUAAACUCAGGCAGUGUCAGCUCUUUAGACUACCAGAGUUACCACAGCAUGCCCAUCUGUCAGAGUUACCACAGCAUGCCCAUCUGUGUGGGAGCCUACAGCUUCACUGAUGACGAGCUGCAGAGCGACGAGGACUUGGACAUUGUGAUUGAGAGAAGACUCAGAAACUCAUCCCGUCGCUCCAGUGCCUCAACCUCCACAGCCUCCCGUUCCCAGGCUUGGUCCCAGCCCCAGCAGAGUCCUAGGCCUUCUCCUAGGCCAUCCUCCCGGCGCCCUCCCCGUCGGCCUUACUCUGUCAUCUCCUCAACCUCCUAUCGCUCACAGCCCAGCCUCACUAGCCCGAACCUCAGACUGAACAGAGACCUGACCCUACAGCGGCACUACGGCAGCAGCCCAGUCGUCAGGGAGAUGAACGGAGGUGUGUUUAACCACAGCAGCCUGCUCACCCUGAGGACAGAGCUACGACGUAGCCUGGUGCUACAGAGGGGAGGGGUGGAGGAGGACGGAAUGGUCAUCACCUUAUGAUUCUAUAGUAAUAUUCUAGAACACUGCAAACCACGUGAGGCUGCUGAAGGGAGGACGGCUCAUAAAAAUGGCCAGAAUGAAGUGAAUAAAAUGGUAUUUGAUACCAUUCCACUUGGUCCACUCCAGCCAUUACAACGAGCCCGUCCUCCCUAAUUAAGGUGCCACCAACCUCCUGUGCUACAGACACUGCCGACCUUUGUUAUACCUUUUCUAUACUUGAGACAUUUCUUAUUGUCUGUGUCCCAAAUCAAAUCAAAUCAAAUUGUAUUUGUCACAUACACGUGUUUAGCA